AUGUCAACUUCUAAGGGAACUCCAUAUCCACCACAUCCACACCAAAAAUCAUCGUGUUGGCCCUCCGCACCAGGUGUUUACGUCAACGUUGAAUUUAAGGUUUCGAUGUCUGAAAAUGAUAAGGGACACGGUGCAUCACUGAGAUAUACAGCCAGAAAUAUGAAGGAGAGGGAGAGAGCGAGAGCAAAUACUCAUUUGGGUGGCAGACCCAUACCAUCGAUAUUAACUCCGGGUUACCCUCAACCUAAUCAUCCAUGUCGUCAUCAACAAAGACCACAGCAGCAACAAGAAAGAGACCGAGGCUUGAGUAUCGGGUUAGAAACACCAGAGAGGGGUAGAUCUGCACCGCCGACUAUGAAUGAUAGAAGACAACCGGUUAGUCCAGUUAGUCCCGUCAGCCCUAUGAGUGCUAUCGACAGUCCAAUUCAACAACGGAUGGUGAAUCUCCCCCGACAAAACAUUAUGGAUCGACUAGACCAACCUUUACCCUCAACACCAGGAAGAUUUCGUCUGGGUGAAGAUGACUUACCAUGGUCAACACCACCAUCAUACUGGAACGCCAAACCCAACACAUCAGAAAGCGUGGGUCCAACACGAAUAAGUAUUGAAACCCCUCACUCAUCCCAAACACCAACAAACGCAACCCCUACCAAACGAACCGAAGAUCCCCAAAGAGUUCGAGAAUUAUCUGAACUUCAACAGGCGAUGAUGACGGUAGAUAGUAUCAGUAAUGACGUAUGGGAUCCGUGGAUGUGGGAAAGUGUAGGAGAAAUGCCGCGAGGACCACGAAGUAUUGGAUGGGCUGUAAGUUCAAAUGAUGCGAUUGAUUCGCCGGGUUCGGCGUCUCCGAAAAUUCCUCCGCCGCCCCCGUAUGUGGUUAGUCAGUGGGAACAUGCUUGUGGGAGGAGAAUAGCAAAUGGGAGACCGAGGAGUACAGGUUGA
This is a messenger RNA of Sclerotinia sclerotiorum 1980 UF-70, 942 nucleotides long. RefSeq lists its product with no specific name. The record is from RefSeq and is a predicted model, not a curated record. The coding region runs from base 1 to 942 and encodes 313 amino acids. The transcript has a single exon. Lineage: Eukaryota; Fungi; Ascomycota; Leotiomycetes; Helotiales; Sclerotiniaceae.